Racocetra fulgida is the source of this 144-nucleotide messenger RNA. Lineage: Eukaryota; Fungi; Glomeromycota; Glomeromycetes; Diversisporales; Gigasporaceae. The record is from the annotation of a GenBank genome assembly.
AUGACUCUUUUACAAGCUCCUUUAUCCAUACCGUUGGAAUCGACAUUAAAAAUAUUCGAUACCUCAGGCCAGGAACGUUUUCGUACUAUAACUACAAGUAAAUAUCUAGCUUAUUUAAUUAUUUUUGCUAAGCGAUCUUUAUAA